Molecule: messenger RNA, 3050 nt
Organism: Monopterus albus (swamp eel)
Lineage: Eukaryota; Metazoa; Chordata; Actinopteri; Synbranchiformes; Synbranchidae
Gene: cdadc1
Product: cytidine and dCMP deaminase domain containing 1
Exons: 12
Coding region: 376-1947 (523 amino acids)
Cellular component (GO): cytoplasm
Molecular function (GO): dCMP deaminase activity; zinc ion binding
Source: RefSeq, a predicted model, not a curated record
AGUUUAAGACUAGUUAAAAUCUUGUUUCUCGUUUGUUUUCCUGUAUGUAUUUUUUGUUUGCUCCAAAAGUAUACAAUUCCCGAUAAGGUAUAAAAGCAGUAAUUGUAUGGUAAUACUAACACAGUGGUGUGCUGCCACCUAGUGAGUCAAACUGAUAUUAAACAAAUGUACUCAUUGUUGCCCCGCCCACUUGUUACGUUAGUUAUUGCGGAAGUAACCCGGAACUUUAUCAAGCCAGCGAUUGUUAGCCGGGUUAUAGCAUAGAGAUACAAAUCUUUUAGGUACCCGCUAUACAUUGAGUUCAAGUUGAACCCUUAGUGCUCUUGACUAAUGUUAAUCGAGCCGGUGAUAAUUUGUUAUGAGCUGGCUGAUUGAAUGGAAGAAAGCGACCUAAGGAACCGAGCCGAUCGGGGUGAAUCCGUGCCAGAUCGAGACACGAGAGACAGCAGCACCCAGACUGACAGCAAAGUGCAAGGUCAUGGCCCCAGGUUAUCAAAGGUAAACCUGUUUACCUUAUUGAGCUUGUGGAUGGAGCUUUUUCCUCAGGAGCAACCUGAAGAGGAGGACCACAGUCAGAUCCACGGGGUGGGCCUGGUGGUGGUGCAGGACAGUAAGGUGGUGGGACUCCACUGUUCAGGAGCUGAGCUCCAUGCAGGACAGGCAGCCAUUAUCCAACAUGGCACCCGCCUAGCCGGCUGUCAGCUGUACUUCUCUAGGAGACCCUGCGCUACCUGCCUCAAGAUGAUCAUCAACGCUGGAGUCAGUCAGAUCUCCUUCUGGCCCGGAGACCCUGAGGUCAGCAUGCUGAGGUCCACCUCUACGACUCAUUCAAACUCUCACUCACGCAGUCUACCUGACUGCACCAUGGAGGAGGCCACACUGGACGCCAUAGUAACAGAGAGGCUGAAAUCCAACAGCCGUCCUCAUAUCUGUGUGCUGCUGCAGCCACUGGCGCCUGGCCUGGCACAGUCUGUCAGCGAAACAUCCAGAGAGUGUGAUUUCAUGGAGAGAGUGACUGAUGAUGAACCAGCAUUGAAUGCAGAGGAGCUCUUCAACAGAGAGCGAAUAAGACACCUGAAGGAUUUCUCCAGACAGUUCCUGGUCGCACCGUCUCAGCAGCACCGAGAGAUUUUGACCCAUAUGCAUCUGGAGAACUUCUGUGUGGAGCCCUACUUUUCCAACCUCAGACACAACAUGAGGGAGCUGGUGGAGGUUCUGGCUGCAGUGGCUGCUGGGGUGCCACAGCGACACCACGGCUUCUACAGGGAACAGUCUUCAACCCCUGAGUCAUCACAGGCCAAGUCUUCACUGCCCCCUCAUCAUGAGGGUCUAUCCCAACAAGUGGCAUGUCAUUUUAUUAUCCAAGCCAGACUGCUGGCCUAUAGAACAGAGGACCCUAAAGUGGGUGUGGGUGCUGUUAUCUGGGCUAAAGGACAGUCGCCUGGCUUUGAAGGAACGGGGGGUAUGUACCUGGUGGGCUGUGGGUACAACGCUUACCCGGUAGGCUCCAAGUACGCCGAGUACCCACAGAUGGACAGAAAGCAGGAGGACAGACAGAGACGCAAAUACAGAUAUAUUAUCCACGCAGAGCAGAACGCGAUCACCUUCAGGGCUCGAGACAUCAAACCGGGGAAGCCCACAAUGAUGUUUGUAACUAAAUGUCCGUGUGACGAAUGUGUGCCACUGAUCAGAGGAGCUGGCAUCUCACACAUCUACACCAAUGACCAGGACAGGGACAAAGACAAGGGAGAUAUUUCGUACCUGAAGUUCAGCAGUUUGAAGGAUGUCACGAAGUUCAUAUGGCAGAGGAGCCCCUCAGUUUGCUCACCGUCCUCUCCUCACAUUGCCAAUGGUUAUGUUGGGAAGCACAGCAGGCAGACUGAGCAGGAGAGCCGGAGCAACAAGAAGCUGUGCAACAGAUCCCACAACUCACCUACUGUCAGCUGAACAUCAGCUAUGGACGGCUGAAUAAGUGGAUAUACCAGAAACUACAGAAUCAUGUUUUUAACUUGUGUGCCACAGAUGUGAUAUUUUAUAGCUGCAUAAAUACAGCUAGAACUGGGAGAAAUUGGAUAUUAGUCCUCUCCUCCCUCAGGAUCAAAUCUGUGCCACACACAGUUUCACAUUAUUUGCACUUUACUGCAGGGCCAUUUUUGGAAAACUGAUCAUUAGUAUGUUAGUUUAUCAGGACACAGUGUCUUCCCUGUUUCCCUCCUGCAGACUGUAUAAUGUGCUGCUGAGUGUUUAUGUUCUACACCAUGCUGAGUGAUAACAGACCAGCUGUAGCCAGAUCUGGCAGUUUUCAGUUGAAGAACUGAAAACUGGGCUGUUUUAAAUAAAUAGGAACAUUAGUGGUGUGUGAUUGGAGGAGAGUCAACCAAGUGCUUUAAGGCUCAAAGAAGGGAGAGCCCUCCUUAAAACACUCUAUCUGAAACUUUCCUCCCACUUUGUUGUUUAUAAGUCUCAUUAUUAAUAAAUCACUGGCAGCGAGUCAGAGAGAACAAGCUGAAAAGCUUCUGCACACGCUGACCUUAAAGGGAAUCCUCGAAGGAGGGAUGUAUGGAUGGAGGAAUGAGGUAAAGAGAUGUAUGGACACAACAAGGGCUGGACGAUUCUUAAAUGAAAGAAAAGAGAGUAGGUAGUAAAGAUACCACAAAAAUAUAUUUUUAAAUAAGUGGCAAAUGUGGAGUUUAAUUGGUACACGGUGUUGGAUGUACUGUCUGUAUGGUUACGGAUGUAGCUCCCGUUGACCUGAAAUGCAAAAUGCACUCAGUUUGCAUCUCAUCUCAGGCUUGAAAGAAUGAAAAACCUACUUAUUAUACUUGGUACAGACGAAGAAGCAGCCACACAAGGAGGUACAAGACUGAUGAUCCAGAUGAAAGUGUGCUUCAGUAUUAAGACACCUAACAGUUCAGUAUUAAUAACUUUACGGCAAAUGACCACACACACACACCCACACAAACACAACAUGCAUUCCCAUCUUUUUAUUUGCUGUGAAUGUGGUACAAUAGCAUCAGUGUGGAAAAUAAAAUAUCUGCUCUUGGAGAGGA